AUGGCAUCGUUUCAGUUACUAACAUCUUUUCUUCUGGUGUUCUUGCUUUCUGUGUCUCUUGCCAAGAAGGAAGACGAACAACGUGAUGCAGGAACGAAAGCAGAGUCAACCGGAGAAACAGGGUUGCCUAUGCCCGAACCCGCAACGACAACGGAUCCAUGCAUAGAUGCGGUGGAUGAAUACCAAUGCAGAAUUACGAAGGAGCCCACAACUACAGACGAACCCCCAAUGACGGCAAGGCCAUGUGGCUGUGGAUGUUCAUCAAGUCCUUGUGGAUGUGGUGGCGGAGUGUAUGGUAAUUGGUAUCGACUAAGACCUGGAUGCUGUUAUUCAGUAAGACUAAAUGGACCAAGUCCAUAUGGAUGUCCACGUUACGGAGCUUAUAUGCCGUAUCGAAACUAUGGAUUUCCUGCAUAUUUUUCACGCUUCUACUAA
Molecule: messenger RNA, 435 nt
Organism: Necator americanus (New World hookworm)
Lineage: Eukaryota; Metazoa; Nematoda; Chromadorea; Rhabditida; Ancylostomatidae
Exons: 1
Coding region: 1-435 (144 amino acids)
Source: RefSeq, a predicted model, not a curated record